Molecule: messenger RNA, 1790 nt
Organism: Exophiala mesophila
Lineage: Eukaryota; Fungi; Ascomycota; Eurotiomycetes; Chaetothyriales; Herpotrichiellaceae
Exons: 1
Coding region: 1-1788 (595 amino acids)
Source: RefSeq, a predicted model, not a curated record
AUGGCGUCGGCCGCAGACAUCAUCACAUACGUCGGGGUGCCCCUCGCUGUGUUGGGAGUCUUGCCGAUCUUGUACACUUCUGUUCUGGCAGUGCUGACCCAACGUCGAAUCCGAGCGUCCCUCAUCGAUCACGGGCAUCUUCCUCUUAGCGCGGCCCGCCCUCACGAAGGGUUCACCACUCGUAGUUCGCCCAUGACCAGUCUCAUAGAAGUUGAGCUGCCGAGGUACACAAUUGCUCCACUCGAGAGAGGCCACAAUGAUUACUGGAGGAACACAAACAUUGGACAAGAGACGGACGGAGAACACCACGGGUUGUUGGAUAGGGCAGAGAGCACCUUGACAAUGGUGGAGGAAGGAAGAGUCCAUGGAUUUCUGCGUGGUGGAAGUUGGAGGGCGUUUCAUUGGAAGAGAUUGAUUGUUGGCAGAAAGCUGUACAGAAUACAAUAUGAAGAUGAAUUGCGAGAGCCCCCGGCUGAAGUAGAUUUUCAGGAACUCGUUCAUUUCCUUCUCGAUUGGGGUGCGGUUCCGGAUUCAACCGGUUGGGAAAAAUUGAGGUCAGGCGGACUGUGGACCCCUGCUGGGACAGUGCUGUUAAGGAAAUCGGACGAGCAUGAUGAAACACGCAAGCAUGUGGACUGGGUCUUGCGAACGACUAUGCCGGAUGACAGUGACGGCAUUUUGAGUCUGACUAUCAAAUGGUCUCGUGAUUUGACAGACGUGGCGCAGGUGCGCGGCAUUUCCAGCCUUGCUCCCGGCUGGGGACGGUUAAAACAGCCCAAGUUGCUAGAAGCAGGUCAGAAAGUCAAGGCUGAACAACAUGACCUGGCAUCAAGGGUGGACGAGCUGAAAAAUGCCAACAAGUUCAGCAUGGACAGCACCAGUUUUCGUUUCCAGACCGAAGACAACCUUGUGUUGAAGGUUUUCUGGGAGAAAGACCACAUUGAAAGUGGAUUCAGCAGUGUUCCAUUUGAGACAUUCGAGUCGCCGACAGCAGCAUCAUGGUUCACAUGCUGCUCAUCCGCACUCUUGUCACAGGGUCACGGUGAUGGUGUUCUCUGGGCAUACGAUGUCCCAGCUGACAUCAGAACAUUCGUGAGAAAAGAUUCGAUUCCCUGCGGAGUGAUGGUGAUUUUGGGAUUGCUGUCCGAAACAGAAGCUCCACAUUGGUCAUCAGACAAGGAAUCAUCCCCUCGACAUAUCGGCAUCAGCAUGGCACAGCGACAUGCCCAAAGAUUUCAAGCUCAAAUGGCGGCCGAAAGACUUGAAGCUAGCAUGCCUCCAGAGCAAGCUAGAAUCCAUCGAAUGAAUCGUCAAGCCGCCGAACGACAGGAACAGCAUAAUGACAUGAUGACAUCACUGGCACAGAAACGAGAGAAAGAUGAACGUCGAACCAAGGACGCAGUGGGAAGUUCACGAAUGAGCACCAAAGCUGUGGCAGGAGGAUGUUUGGCAUGGUUGAUCGAACAAGGUGAAGUGGGUCGUGAUUCGACAUUGUAUCAAGUCGCGGAAGCUGUCUUGUAUCUCAUGGUGGUGGAUCAGAGUAUGAGUGAAGACGGUGAGAGUAGGAAGAUUGUCAAGGUGUUGGAAGAAUGGCAAUCAUGGGCCCUGGUGGGUGGGAUGAAGACUGAACAAGUCAAGAUGUUGGAGGAUUAUAAAUCAGCAUUCUGCUUUGCAGCCGUGUUGGUGGCUGUGGUACAGGAACAUGUCACUACGAUGGGAGGAGUGGGACGGGCGGGAGUUGAUAUGUUGGAAUGCCUCCGAUUGUGGAGAAAGGUGAGGUUGGGUUGACU